Messenger RNA from Lytechinus variegatus (green sea urchin), 3108 nucleotides. It is a transcript of the gene isca1, whose product is annotated as iron-sulfur cluster assembly 1 homolog, mitochondrial-like. Gene Ontology annotation, molecular function: 2 iron, 2 sulfur cluster binding. The transcript is spliced from 3 exons. Gene Ontology annotation, cellular component: mitochondrion; cytoplasm. Gene Ontology annotation, biological process: iron-sulfur cluster assembly. The coding region runs from base 36 to 425 and encodes 129 amino acids. NCBI's taxonomy places the organism in Eukaryota, Metazoa, Echinodermata, Echinoidea, Temnopleuroida, Toxopneustidae. The record is from RefSeq and is a predicted model, not a curated record.
GUUGUCCCCGAGACCUGUAUUACGUCAUAUGUGUUAUGGCUGCACUUGGAAGAGCGACGGUCCGAGCCGUUCAAGGCAAGAAGAGGUUAAUUCCUCAAAGGGCUGCUUUAGUUUUGACUCAAGCAGCUGUUGAGAAAAUCAAAACACUACUAUUGAAUAAGUCAGAUGUGGAAGGACUGAGGGUUGGAGUUAAAACAAGGGGAUGCAAUGGGCUGAGCUACACAUUAGACUACGCCAAGGAAAAGCAGAAGUUUGAUGAAGAAGUCAUUCAAGAUGGGGUGAAGGUCUUCAUUGACUCGAAGGCACAGCUGACAUUGCUUGGAACGGAAAUGGACUUUGUAAAUACCGAACUAUCCAGUGAAUUUGUCUUUAACAACCCCAAUAUAAAAGGAACAUGUGGAUGUGGAGAAAGUUUCAAUGUAUAGUAAAUUAUUACUCACUCAUAUCACCAUGAGCUUCAGGAAUUACAAUAAAAUGGGAAUACUCAAAGUUGAUUUCAUCUCAAAGCAUUUAAAGGAAUUUAUUCUCUGAAUGUUCAUAGGAACAGCCUGGGCCACUGUCUUAGUGAUUUACUUUCUUCAAUUUGAGUAACAUACAAGUUAAGUAAUCAAUAUUAAACAUUUUGAGUGAAAGAAGGGUUCGUAUUUUAUUUUUCCCUUUGAUUUGAAAGAUAAGUCAAUGUUGCCAAACUCACAUAAUUCAAUUGCUUCACAAUUCAUACAUCACAAUUGUAAUUGCGAGAGGCCUACCUUUCUGUGUGGGUUGACAACUUUUACCUUGUUAGCAUACACUGCAAGUAAAUAUGGAGAAAUUGAAUAAAUUUUCAUUUGAAUAAGGAAUCCCACUUUCAGUGAAAAGAAAGGAUUUAUAGAAUAUAAGUGAUAUCUAAGGAAUACAGUCAUGUAAUCACUUAAAAAAUGAAAUGCUCGAAUUAUAGAAAUUGCAGAGGGGUAUCAUUAUAAAGGUACAAUACUGAAGCAAACACCGACAAAGAUGUAAAGAGAUGUUCAGUUGGGAGUUAGGAGUCUUUAACAGAACAUUGUCAUGAUUAAAGCCCUUCGAAUCUCAAAUCUUAAUAAAAUCAUACUCUUAGUCCCUCCUGUUUGUGUAGAACGUAUUACAUCUUAAGGAUGUUAUUUAGCACCUUACAGUAGUUAUAUGUUAUUAUUUUCCUAUUAUUUUCCUAUUAUGCUUUCACAUUCAAAAUAUAAAAUCAAAGUACAUUCACUAAUGACUGAGAAGGCUAUCAUAAAACUUACACCUAUCUUUUUCUCAUGUAUUAUAAAGUUAUGUCUGAUUCAUUAAUACACUUUCCCUAAUAAUAUAUCUGUAAAACACUUAGAGACGUCGUUCCGAUGUAUUAAGCGCUAUAUAAAAGCAGAUUACUAUGAGUAUUAUUAUUUUCAACAAAACAGUGAAAAAAAUUCAGGUUUAACUAAAUGGACUUUUAAUAGUAUCAUUACUGUGAGACUCAUCUACAAUAUUAUUAUCUGUUCAUGUGCAAUCCACUCUCAAUCACCAGACAUUUGUUUUUUGUUUUUGGAGGGUUUAAAUUGCUAGAAAGUGAUAAAUUGUAUUCCUGGUAUGUAUUGUGGUAUGCAAAAUUUAUUAUUACAUUGGUGUGUUUUGACUCAAUUGUAUAUAAUUAAUACAAAAUAGAUUUUAUAUAUGUUAUGUAACAGUAUGUCCUUGUUGGGCAGGGCAAAUAUUUUGCACAAAGACUUGACCCUGAAUUUAUAUGAGCUAUCCCAGCUGAAAGCUGAAAUAUGUGUUUGAGUUUGAUGACGUUUUUUUUUUAAUGGGUAUGAUUUGUAAUUUUGUUACCCUCUAUUAUACUAUACAGUUGUGCUCAAAAGUUAGUGACCCCCCCCCCUGCCCCCUUCAUGCACUCCUUCAUGCUGCUGUGUGUUGAAUGUAGACAACAGCACUACAAUGUCCAGAAAAAAAAUUAUUGAAUGUAAUAUUUUGUCACCUACAUGUAUAACUUCACAAUUAAAUAUCUAGAACAUGGCAGAACAUGAAGACUUUUGGAUAUUUGAGUUUACUGGUUAGUUCACUAACUUUUUAGCGCCUCUGUAAGCAUUGAAGUAUGAUUUAUUUACUGAAUAUAUAUGGUUUAUAACAAACAAAACUAGGUGUGUUUUUUUAUUCUUGUAAACUUGAUUAAAUUUUUAUUUUUUCAAUUGGGUACCAAAAUGUUUCACUUAUGAUAUACAAAUCAGAUAGAAUUUGAGUAAUUUAUACACAAAGAAACCAACUUUAUUAUCUGCUGUCAUGUUUAGGUAAAUCUCUAAUUCUCUAUAUAAAGUGUUAUGUAAUCUUGGUAAUUUGAAUUGUCACAACCAUGAUCAUCAUAAUCAUCAUUAUCAUCAUCAUCAUUGUUAUAUCUAUAGGCAGUUUAUCACAAUAAAAAACCAAGGCUGGUAAUCUCAUCAAAUUUUUUUCAUCCUGGUUUAUCCUGUAGACCACUAUGAAAGUAGAGGGUUGCGUUCUGCCAUAUUGCCCUCAUCCAAGUUUUUCGUGUAGACCAAUGUAUUAAAUUUGAGGGUAAUGUUCUGCCGUAUUGCCCUCAGCCAAUUUUCUCCUGUACACCACUGAUUUGAAAUUGGAUGAGAUUUGCCAUGUGUCUUCUAUAUCUCUAUGUUUUUAUUUGAAAGUUGUAUAAAUGAGCAACUAUUUCAUUGCGUUUUACGUUUACUUGAUUCCUCAUAUUCAAUUGAAGAUAUCUAUCUCAUAAUGUGAAUUUUAUUUCAAAGGGAAAUAAAGUAGAAUUUAUUUCAAAGGGAAACAAAGUAAAUUUUUACCAUUUAACAAUGACUUUAUUGGUUAAUUUUUCCAUUUAAGUUUCUCUAUGUGCAUGCAACUACUUUACUUAAUGAGUGAUUUUGAUAUUUGUUUAAGUUUCUUGUUUAUGAUAAGAACUAGAAUUUGUUCAUUAAAAAUAUGUGCAUAUAUGUACAGAAAUUUGAAUGCGUAUAGUGUGUGUGUGUGUAUAUGACAGUGAUCAUCAAUUAUGGAUUGUUUGCGCAUCAUGAUGAUCAGUUGAUUUUCUCUAAAUUUGUUCAUGUAGAAAUAAAAAUGCACGAAAUGUGCAUCUAUAUUCAACAA